GCGGAAGCAGGGUGUUGAUCCCGCCCACCGGUCGGAAGCGCAGCAUGGAGCUGUAGACGUGCUGGUUUCGCCUGCUGGUUUCGCCUGUGACGGUGAGGAGACUCAAACAUGGCAGCCCUAGAAGAAAGCUUCCCCCGAGGGGGUUCAAGGAAAACCCACAAAUCAGAGAAAUCUUCCCAGCAGCCAGUUGAACAUGACAACUUAUUUGAUGUUUCCCCAGAAGAAAAAUCCAACAAAAGGAAAAAUAGCCAGAAAGGGCCAGCAAAAACAAAAAAAUUGAAAAUCGAAAAAAGAGAAACCAAGUCUGUGAAAGAGAAGUUUGAAAUCCUUAGUGUUAAGUCUCUGUGUGAGGGAAUGCGGAUUUUGGGUUGUGUGAAAGAGGUAAAUGAUCUGGAACUGGUGAUCAGUCUCCCCAAUGGCCUCCAAGGGUUUGUGCAAGUGACUGAAAUCUGUGAUGCCUACACCCAAAAGCUGAAUGAGCAGGUGGCACAAGAAGACCCUCUGAAGGACCUACUCCGCUUACCUGAACUUUUCUCACCUGGAAUGUUGGUGAGAUGCGUGGUGAGCAGCCUGGGCAUCACAGAGAGUGGCAAAAAGAAUGUCAAGCUAUCUGUGAAUCCCAAACAUGUCAAUAAAGUGCUGGAUGCUGAGGCGCUGAAGCCUGGCAUGCUGCUGACAGGCACUGUGUCAAGCCUGGAAGAUCAUGGCUUCCUAGUGGACAUUGGUGUUAGUGGGACCAGAGCUUUUCUGCCACUGCAGAAGGCCCAAGAGUACAUCCGACAGAAGAACAAAGGUGCUAAACUGAAAGUCGGCCAGUACCUGACCUGUCUGAUUGAAGAGGUGAAAAGCAAUGGAGGAGUUGUGGUUCUAUCUGUAGGGCAGUCAGAAAUUUCUUCUGCCUUUGCAACUGAGGAGCAAAGCUGGAACCUGAAUAACUUACUACCGGGACUGGUAAUCAAAGCCCAGGUGCAGAAGGUGACUCCAUUUGGACUCACGCUAAACUUCCUUACAUUCUUUACGGGCCUGGUUGACUUUAUGCACCUGGAUCCCAAGAAAAUCGGGACAUAUUCUUCAAAGCAAACAGUGAGGGCCUGUGUUCUCUGCAUCCACCCUAGAACCAGAGUUGUGCGCUUGAGCCUGCGUCCUGUCUUCCUGCAGCCUGGGCGCCCGCUCACCCGGUUCUCUUACCAGCGCCUAGGGGCUGUGCUGGACAACGUUCCUGUCCAGGGAUUUUUCAACAAGGCUGGGGCCACCUUCAGGCUGAAGGAUGGGGUGUUGGCCUAUGCCAGGCUCAGCCAUCUCUCAGAUUCUAAGAAAAGCUGCAGUGCUGACGCUUUCAAGCCAGGGAGCACUCAUAAGUGUAGAAUUAUUGACUACAGCCAAAUGGAUGAGCUGGCCUUGCUCUCUCUGCGGAAAUCAGUUAUUGAAGCUCAGUUCCUUAGAUAUCAUGACAUCAAAAUAGGAGCAGUGGUGAAGGGCACAGUGCUGACCAUAAAACCAUUUGGAAUGCUUGUAAAGGUGGGUGAGCAGAUGAGAGGCCUCAUACCUCCCAUGCACCUGGCUGACAUCCUGAUGAAGAAUCCAGAGAAGAAGUACCACAUUGGGGACGAGGUCAAGUGCCGGGUUUUGCUUUGUGACCCUGAAGCCAAGAAGCUGGUAAUGACUCUGAAGAAAACCCUGGUCACGUCCAAACUACCUGCCAUUACCUGCUAUGAGGAUGCCAAGCCUGGCCUGCAGACACAUGGUGUUAUCUUCAGGGUCAAGGAAUAUGGUUGCAUUGUAAAGUUCUACAGUGAUGUGCAGGGACUGGUGCCCAAGCAUGAACUCAGUGCCCAGUAUAUCCCUGACCCAGAGAAGGUCUUUUAUCCUGGCCAGGUAGUGAAGGUGGCAGUGCUGAACUGUGAGCCUUCCAAAGAGAGGAUGCUCCUAUCCUUCAAGCUGUUGAGUGAUCCAGAGACAAAGAAUGAGAGUGCCAGUAAUGGACAGAAGAAAGGAAGAGCUGUAAACAUUGGGCAGUUGGUGGAUGUGAAGGUUUUAGAGAAGACUAAAGAUGGGCUAGAGGUGGCCAUCCUACCCCACAACAUCCCUGCUUUCCUCCCGAUACCUCAUUUGUCAGACCACGUCGCCAAUGGCCCACUGUUGCAUCACUGGCUCCAAGCAGGUGAUACCCUUCACCGAGUUCUGUGUCUGAGCCGGAGUGAGAAACAUGUUCUUCUUUGUAGGAAGCCAGCUUUGGUCUCCACAGUAGAAGGUGGCCAGGACCCCAAGAGCUUCUCAGAAAUCCAGCCUGGAAUGCUGCUCAUUGGUUUUGUGAAGAGCGUCAAAGACUAUGGUGUAUUUGUCCAGUUCCCCUCAGGUCUUAGUGGACUGGCCCCCAAAACUAUCAUGAGUGACAAGUUUGUGACCACUCCAAGUGACCACUUUGUUGAGGGUCAGACGGUAGUUGCAAAGGUGACCAAUGUGGAUGAGGAGAAGCAACGGAUGCUGUUGUCGCUGCGGCUGUCAGACUGUAGUCUGGGGGAAUCAGCCAGCACCAGUCUCCUCCUCCUGAGCCAGUGCCUGGAGGAGCUGCAGGGUGUGCGCAGUCUCAUGAGCAACCAAGACUCAGUUUUGUUCCAGACGCUUGCUGAGAUGACCCCAGGAAUGGUUCUUGACCUCAUGGUGCAGGAGGUAUUGGAAGAUGGUUCUCUGGUGUUCAGUGGGGGCCCAGUGCCGGACCUGAUGGUGAGAGCCAGCAGAUACCAUCAGGCAGGCCAGGAGGUGGAAUGUGGGCAGAAGAGGAAGGUUGUGAUCCUAAAUGUGGAUAUGUUGAAGUUAGAGGUACAUGUCUCCCUUCGCCAGGACUUGGUGAAUAGGAAAACUAGAAAGCUGAAGAAAGGUAGUGAGCACCAGGCCAUCGUGCAACACCUGGAGAAGUCCUUUGCUGUGGCCUCGUUGGUGGAGACUGGUCACCUGGUAGCUUUUUCCCUGACCUCUCACCUCAACGAUACCUUCCGCUUUGACUCUGAGAAGCUGUAUGUGGGACAGGGUGUUUAUCUUACCCUCAAGACCACAGAACCAGGAGUGACUGGACUUCUUUUGGCUGUGGAGGGCUCAGCUGCUAAGAGGACUAGGAGACAUGCUCGGAGGGAUUCUGAGACUGUUGAUGACAAUGAGGAGGAAGAGGAUCCAGCUUUGGCUGUGGGGUCCAAAAAGAAGCACACCCUGGCUAUUGGGGACAAAGUCACUGGGACCAUCAAGUCUGUGAAGGCCACCCAUGUCGUUGUGACUCUGGAAGAUGGCAUCAUUGGUUGUAUCCAUGCCUCCCGAAUUCUAGAUGAUGUUCCACUGGGCAUCUCUCCUACUGCCACACUGAAAGUUGGGAAGACAGUCACUGCCCGAGUGAUUGGUGGGCGAGAUGUGAAGACAUCCAAGUUUCUCCCAGUAAGUCACCCCCGGUUUGUUCAGACCAUCCUGGAGCUGAGUGUUCGGCCAAAUGAGCUGGAGAAGGAUGACCACAGUGCUCUGAACACUUGUUCUGAGAGCCCUGUUGAGAAGAUUAAGCAGUACCAUGUUGGACAGACUGUGACUUGCUUCUUAAAGAGAUACAAUGUAGUGAAGAAAUGGCUUGAAGUGGACAUUGCACCAGACAUCCGAGGGAGAAUUCCCUUAUUGCUCUCUUCUCUCAGCUUCAAGGUUCUGAAGCACCCAGAUAAGAAGUUCCAGAUUGGGCAGGCCUUGAGGGCCACUGUGGUUGGCCCAGAUUCCUGCAAGGCUUUCUUGUGUCUCUCACUCAUAGGUCCUUACAAGCUUGAGCCAGGAGAUGUGGCCAUGGGCCGAGUGGUGAAGGUGAUACCCAAUGAGGGGCUGACUAUCUCCUUCCCCUUUGGGAAGUUAGGAAAAGUCAGUAUAUUUCACGUCAGUGACUCCUACACUGAGACACCCCUAGAGGAUUUCAUUCCCCAGAAGGUUGUCAGAUGUUAUGUACUGUCCACAGCAGACCAUAUGUUGGUCUUAUCACUACGAUCAUCCAGGACAAACCCAGAGACAAAAAGCAGAAUAAGAGAUCCAGAGGUUAACUGCAUCCAGGACGUUAAGGAAGGGCAGCUCCUGAGGGGCUAUGUGAAGUCUGUCCAGCAGAAUGGUGUGCUCGUGGGCCUUGGGCCUUCAGUUGUGGGUUUGGCCCAGCACUCACAUGUCUCCCAGUGCAGCCCACCCAAGAAAGAACUUUUUAACAAAUAUCUCCCUGAGGGUAAACUGAUCACCACCAAGAUCCUAAGUGUGAACCACCAAAAGAACCUGGUAGAGCUGUCAUUCCUCCCCUGCGACACUGGGAAGCCGGAUGUAUUUUCUGCCUCCCCAGAACUGCCACUUUUGAAGCAAGAGGAGAGGAGACCAGAGGCCAAGGGGAAGGACCUAAAAGAGAAGAAAAAGAGUCAGAAAAGGAAAGAGAAAAACCAAAAGGGACAGGAGGAACUACAGCUCUCCAGUCAGGAGAAGAAAGAACCUCAGAAGCCACAAGGGAAGAGACAGGGCAAGCGGGAGCGCCAGGAGUCUGGAAGUGAACAGGAAAGAAUGAACAAGAAGCCAAAGAAGGCUGGGGCACCAGAGGAGGACGACAGUGGUGUGGAAGUGUACUACCGGGAGGGAGAAGAGGAGAUGGAGGAGCUGAAGGUGCUACCCAAGGGAGGGCAGAUGAAGCCCACAGAGGUGCCCCGGCUACAGCUAUCUUCAGGCUUCACUUGGGAUGUGGGGCUUGACUCUUUGACUCCAGCCUUGCCCACUCGAGGAGAGAGUUCAGAUAGCGAGGAGGAUGAGAAGCCACGCCAAGCUACGAAAAAGAAAAGCAAAAAGGAAAGAGAAUUGGAGAAGCAAAAAGCAGAGAAAGAGCUAUCCCGCAUUGAGGAAGCACUCAUGGACCCUGGGCGACAGCCAGAGUCAGCAGAUGACUUUGACCGGCUGGUGCUGAGCUCCCCCAACAGCUCCAUCCUGUGGCUGCAGUACAUGGCUUUCCACCUGCAGGCCACUGAGAUUGAGAAGGCCCGGGCUGUGGCUGAGAGGGCCCUGAAGACCAUCUCGUUCAGAGAGGAGCAGGAAAAGCUGAAUGUUUGGGUGGCACUGCUGAACCUGGAAAACAUGUAUGGCUCCCAGGAGUCCCUCACUAAGGUUUUUGAGCAGGCUGUGCAGUACAACGAGCCUCUCAAGGUUUUCCUGCACCUGGCUGACAUCUACACCAAGUCUGAGAAGUUCAAGGAAGCUGGUGAGCUGUAUAACCGGAUGCUGAAGCGUUUCCGGCAGGAGAAAGCUGUUUGGAUCAAAUAUGGUGCCUUUGUUUUGGGGAGGAGCCAGGCUGGGGCCAGUCACCGAGUGCUGCAGCGAGCCCUGGAGUGCCUGCCUACUAAAGAGCAUGUGGAUGUGAUUGCCAAGUUCGCCCAGCUGGAGUUUAAGCUGGGGGAUGCAGAACGGGCCAAAGCCAUUUUUGAAAACAUGCUGAGCACCUACCCCAAACGUACAGACGUCUGGUCGGUCUACAUCGACAUGACCAUCAAGCAUGGCAGCCAGAAAGAAGUCAGGGGCAUCUUUGAGCGGGUCAUUCAUCUGAGCCUGGCCCCUAAGAGAAUGAAGUUCUUCUUCAAGCGCUAUCUGGACUAUGAGAAGCAACACGGCACUGAGCAGGACGUGCAGGCGGUCAAGGCAAAAGCCCUGGAGUAUGUUGAGGCCAAGAGCUCAGUGCUGGAGGACUAGUGGCUACUGGCUCCACCAGAUACUGCAGCAGACACCUGGACACUUACAAAGUUGUUGCCUGAGACUGUUUAAAUGCUGCCUUUUCUACAGCAUGCUUGGGGCAAUCCUGUCAGGAUGAAAAAGAACUGGAGAUGUUUCCCUUCUUAAAUUUAUUUUUUUAAUUCUUUGAGAUAAGCUCUCACUAUGUAGUCCUGGUUGGUGUGGAACUCCCAGAACUCCACCUGCCUCUGUCUCUUGAAUGGUGGGAUUAAAGGAGUGGUGGGGUUAAAGGGAUGUGCCACCAAGCCAACUUCUUUGUUUUUGUUUUGUUUUUUACUUUAGGGUGCUAGAGACUGAACCAAGGGCUAAACAGAUGUUCUUCCACUGAGUUCUAUUCCCAGCCCUUGAGUUUUAAGGCCUCUUUACUUGUUUUAUAUUACAGAUUACAUCAUCUUUUUCCUUUCCUGGGGCAGCUCAAGUGUUUUCAGGCAGCAGGUUCCUGGACUUCCAGAAAAAACAAAUAUUCCUUCUUCAGGGAGUUCCUAAGGACUAAGAG
Messenger RNA from Nannospalax galili (Upper Galilee mountains blind mole rat), 6259 nucleotides. RefSeq names its product programmed cell death 11 (gene Pdcd11). Gene Ontology annotation, molecular function: protein binding; RNA binding. The record is from RefSeq and is a predicted model, not a curated record. The transcript has 36 exons. Gene Ontology annotation, biological process: rRNA processing. Lineage: Eukaryota; Metazoa; Chordata; Mammalia; Rodentia; Spalacidae. Gene Ontology annotation, cellular component: small-subunit processome; nucleus; nucleolus. The coding region runs from base 109 to 5724 and encodes 1871 amino acids.